Oreochromis niloticus (Nile tilapia) is the source of this 1871-nucleotide messenger RNA. RefSeq names its product pseudouridine 5'-phosphatase (gene pudp). Gene Ontology annotation, molecular function: phosphatase activity. The record is from RefSeq and is a predicted model, not a curated record. Lineage: Eukaryota; Metazoa; Chordata; Actinopteri; Cichliformes; Cichlidae.
AGUCACAAGUGAAAUAUGUCUGUGUCCCACGGCAGCUACAAACCUGUGGACCGUGUCAUUUUUGACAUGGAUGGAUUGUUAUUAGACACCGAGCGACUUUACACGGUGUCCUUCCAGGAAAUAUGUGACCGGUUUGGAAAGCAGUACACAUGGGAUGUGAAGACAUCAGUGAUGGGGAAGAAGGCUCUGGAUGCUGCCCAGAUUAUCCGUGAUAGGCUGGAGCUCCCCAUGACAGCUGAGCAACUGCUGGUUGAAAGCAGACAAAUACAAGAAAAGAUCUUUCCCUCUGCUAAACUCAUGCCAGGUGUGGAGAAACUUGUGCGUCAUUUGCAGAAGCACAAAAUCCCCACUGCAGUGGCAACCAGCUCAGCCGGCGUGACGUUCAAAUUGAAGACGAGUCAACACAAAGAGUUCUUUGCGCUCUUUGAUCACAUUGUCCUGGGUGACGAUCCAGACGUGAAGAAUGGCAAACCUCAGCCGGACUCCUUCCUGGUGUGUGCCGGCCGAUUCAAUCCCCCAGCUCCUCCGGAGAAGUGCUUGGUGUUUGAAGAUGCUCCCAAUGGUGUAAAGGCAGCACUGGCAGCAGGAAUGCAGGUGGUCAUGAUUCCCGAUGACAACCUGGACCCCAGCCUUAUCCAGGAGGCUACGCUGCGACUAAGGAGUGUGGAGGAGUUUGAGCCAGAGCUCUUUGGCCUGCCAGCAUAUGACUGAAAUGGCUCAGACCUCAGCAUGUAAUUCAGGAAACUAGUAACCAUUGUUAAUUGAUUGGUUGUUAACCAAUAACUUGAUAGUUUAAAUUAGUAAACUAUUAGUAAAUGGAUGGACACUGUAAAUCUGCAAAUGUAAAUCUGUAUUACAUCUAUAAAUCUUACUUGGAUGAAUACUAAAAAGUUGAAGCUGAUGGUUAUAAUCUUUGUUCCAAAGGGCACAGCUCAGCUUGGAGGGUGGUAGUGAUGUAAACUACGUCUUAUUAUCUUACUUCUAUUCUGUUAUCGAACAAAAAUCUAAUAAAGAAAACAUCAUCAGUUUGAGUUGUACCAUGUUUAGGUUCUUCACUGUCACCUGUAAAAUACCCAGACUAGCAGGGACACUGGGCCUUAGUCACUGAUAUGCAAUACAAACACAAGUAAUCGUCUUACAUUCGUAAGGUAACUUUUUAAUCUGAUAAUUUAAUUUCAUAGUGAAUGGUUAAUAUUAGCAUCAGUACUGUUAUACCCAAGUAUAUAUCCUCAUAUUAUGAACUGUAGCUCCUCAGGGGAGUCACUGGAAAAGCUUCAGACGCAGGUCUGUCAUUCUGACAUUUCCUAACACAGUAUCACAUUUUGUGGUCAUGUGGAUGUGGAGACAUAGUGAAGUUGAAGUUGCACUGCUCUUGUCAUACACUUGGUCUAAGAUGCCUUUUUGAAAUGUCAGAGACAAUACUCCUCUGCUCAGAGUGAUCCAGUAAAGAGGCUGUGAGUUGUCCUCACUCCUGAAAUGACUCCAGUUUUCAUGCACUCCAUCUGCUUGCAGAGCAGGCUUUAAUGGGGGAACCCUGGAGCAGGCUGGAGGAGACUGGUGCAGCUCUGCAGUCUGCUCAGAAAGGAUUUAACUGCACUCCCAUCGACUUUCCCCUCUCCCAGCCUUACAUCCUCAAGAACAAGGUCGUCUCAGCUGUUUUUUUCUUCUGUGUUUGUUGCUUACAGAGUCAUCACUGCCUCUGGCCCUGAAAUGUGAAUGUUUCGUUUUCUGUGUGUCUUCAUUGCUUGUCUUCAGCAGGGCAAAGGUGUUUUUUUAAAUUUUGUUUUCAAAAGAAUUAUGCCUGAAAAAUAAUACCUGACUUCAUUUUUUCCGUUUGCCUUAAAUAAAUAAAUGAAUCCGAUGACAAACAA